Molecule: messenger RNA, 1215 nt
Organism: Chaetura pelagica (chimney swift)
Lineage: Eukaryota; Metazoa; Chordata; Aves; Apodiformes; Apodidae
Product: putative short-chain dehydrogenase/reductase family 42E member 2
Exons: 11
Coding region: 1-1215 (404 amino acids)
Biological process (GO): steroid biosynthetic process
Molecular function (GO): 3-beta-hydroxy-Delta5-steroid dehydrogenase (NAD+) activity
Source: RefSeq, a predicted model, not a curated record
AUGCAAGAAGGAUCUACAGAAGAGCUCCACAGCAGCCACCCAUGUGAGAGCAAACUAAACGAGCAUGCUGGAGAACUGGUUAACAGCAGCAGGAAGGCAAUGGUGACAGGAGGUGGAGGCCACCUGGGAUACAAUCUGGGAUGUGCUCUUGUCAGGUCAGGAAUUGCUGUUGUUCUGUUUGAUGUACAGAAACCUAAAUGGGAAAUUCCAAAUGGAGCAGAUUUUUUCAAGGGUGAUGUGAGGGAUUACGAUGCAUUAUUCAAAGCAUGUGAAGGGGUUGACUGUGUUUUUCAUGUGGCUGCGUGUGGAAUGUCAGGAUUAGAACAGCUUCAAAUGAAAGACCGGAUUGAAUCCAUAAAUGUCGGAGGCACAAAAAUAAUAAUUGAUGUUUGCAAAGAAAGAAAUAUCCCUAGACUGAUAUAUACCAGUACAGUGAAUGUGGUAUUUGGAGGAAAUCCUAUUGAAGAAGGAGAUGAAGAAAGUGUGCCAUAUUUUCCACUGGAAAAGCAAUUUAAUCAUUAUUCUAGAACAAAGGCAAUGGCAGACCAAAUGGUUCUUGCUGCUAAUGGAACUUUACUCAAAGGAGGGGAAAAGCUCCACACGUGUGUGCUCCGUCCACCGGGCAUCUACGGGCCAGAGGAGCCCCACCACCUGCCUCGAGCAGCUGGAAGUAUCCAACGGAGACUAUUUAGCUUCAAGUUUGGGAAUCACAAAGUUCAGAUGAACUGGGUUCACAUAGGAAAUCUAGUACAAGCUCACUUACUGGCUGCUGAGGCUCUCACCUCUGAGAAGGGUUAUGUAGCUAGUGGCCAGGCAUACUACAUCCAUGAUGGUGAAAAUGUCACCUUUUCUGAGUGGAUCACCCCUCUGUUUGAAAAAUUAGGCUACAGGAAACCCUGGAUACGUAUUCCUGUUCUCCUUGUUCAGAUAGCAGCCACUGUGAUGGAGUAUCUUCACCUGAGACUAAAGCCAGUUUUUAACUUUACACCUUUCUUGACAAGGAGUGAGGUGUGGAACAUGACUGUAACUCACACUUUCCGAAUAGACAAGGCACGAAACCAGCUUGGUUACAGGCCACAGAAAUUCUCACUUGCUGAUUCUGUGGAUCAUUAUCUUAAAACAAGACCUACUUGCCAAGAAGAUUACACAUUCCCUAAAAAAAUGCUGUUUGCUUUUGGCAUUAUGUUAAGUUUGAUCAUUCUUACUUUCUUCUAA